This is a messenger RNA of Trichoderma virens Gv29-8, 2327 nucleotides long. RefSeq lists its product as uncharacterized. The record is from RefSeq and is a predicted model, not a curated record. Gene Ontology annotation, biological process: activation of GTPase activity. Gene Ontology annotation, molecular function: GTPase activator activity. The transcript is spliced from 6 exons. Lineage: Eukaryota; Fungi; Ascomycota; Sordariomycetes; Hypocreales; Hypocreaceae. The coding region runs from base 71 to 2278 and encodes 735 amino acids.
GAGCUGGAAGUGAGCGUGCCAUGUCGAUGAGAUUCAUUGCUUAGCCUUACUCGCCAGGACCCUCGUCAGGAUGAGAUCUCUUGCAGAGACGCAAGCAAGAUGGCAGGCAACUCAGACGCACUGCGCAAGCGUUGAGGACUUACAGAAUGCGGUCCGCCAUAACGGCCCCUCGAGCCCUUGCUUAUCGGGCUGUCGUUCUGUCUGCUGGAAGGCAUUUCUUCUGUCCAAAGAUGGUGACGAUACCAUGUUAAUCUGGUCUCAAUCUCUCCGCGAGAAGAGAGAGCUAUAUGGCGAACGUCGUGAUCACUUUCUCAAGUUCAUAAACCACCCUGAGGCUCUCACUGAGCUCACCAUUGACCCUUUGGCCGAUGAUCCUAAAUCCCCUUGGAAUACUGUCCGCGAAGAUGAAGUUAUUAGAGCAGAAAUCUUGCAAGACGUUCAAAGACUUCCGGAUGAAGCAAACUAUCAUGAAGACUAUAUGCAGCGCAUGAUUCUGGAUAUACUCUUUGUCUACUGCAAGGAGAAUCCAAAUAGGGGUGGUUAUCGACAGGGAAUGCAUGAACUCCUGGCCCCUAUAUUACACGUCGUCGAACAAGAUGCCCUGGAUCGAGCAUCCACCUCCGCCAGUGAUGACGAAAAUGACCUUGAGGAGCUGAUGCUCGAAACCAUCGACCUGUCGUUCAUUGAGCAUGAUACCUUUAUCUUAUUUUCUCAGUUGAUGGAGCACGCUCAGUCGUUUUACGAAGUCAAAGAUGUACCAAAUCCAAGCCCACCGACUGACGGCCCAUCACAAUCUCGGUUUCCCGAGCAAAGCUCUGCCAUUGUCGAGCGGAGCAAAUUCAUUCACGAAGUCUGCUUACAAAAGAUUGAUCCCGAACUAGCAGCACAUCUUACGAGUAUAGAGAUACUUCCCCAAAUAUUUUUAAUCCGCUGGAUCCGACUUUUAUUCAGCCGAGAAUUUCCUUUCAACCAGUUUCUUGUGCUUUGGGAUACAAUUUUGGCCGUCGAUCCUACGUUAGACCUUAUAGACCUCAUUUGUUGCGCCAUGCUGCUGCGAAUCCGCUGGCAAUUGUUAGAAUCCGACUAUUCUGUUUGCCUGCAACUACUUCUUAAGUACCCACCCCCUGCUCAGUUGCAUGGACCUCAUACUUUCGUCGAUGAUGCACUCUAUCUCCGCGAUCACAUGAAUGCACUCGGGGGAGCAACCCUGAUCAAGAAGUAUUCAGGAAGACUUCCCAAGGUUCCGAAGAGCCCCGAGCCUGCUGAACGCAUUAGCUCACCCCUCUCUGGACUUGAUUCAAUUCGCAGAAAGGGCUUUGGUUUGAGGUCACCAAUCCGCUCGCCAUCAAAAUUUCUUCAGCAACAGGGUGGAGUGGAAAAUAUGAUUCAGGGCGUGUUAGAGAAGAGCGAAAAGUUGGGAAUCAACCAAGCGUUACGGGAUGCCGUUGGUGAAAUAAAAAGAAAUAUGCAGGGACUAAACGAAGGUCUCUCUUCACCAUAUCCGAGAGUCGUCCUGGCCGACGAUGGCGCAGCCAAGGCAUUGGCUGUUAUGCAGAGACGAAACGACCAACUAGCAAGCCUGCUCGAAGAGACCGUCAUGAGCCUGAGGGCCCUAUCUCUGUCUAAUCUUGAAGAUAAGGCUAGAAGCCUUGACAUGAUCGAAGUUGCAGCAGCCAAAGUCCAAUUUGUGCAGAUAUAUCUGCAGGAUGCCUCGAUGGAUAUCCCGACCGUAGACUCCCCUGCUUCUGAGGAAGUCCAACUUGCGGCCGACAAAAGAGAGGAUAAGGAAAUCAAGAAAGCGCCGCCAGCUGAAAAAGAGAACCAACCUUUAUCGCCUGAAUCUUCUGGCACGAAUGCGUCCGCUCUGAACCAAACGAAAGCAACUUCAAUUUUGGACGAAACAAAGAAGCCUGAAGAAAUCCAAGACCCUCUCUCUGAGGCAGCAGAAGCCACAAACAGUGAUACUAAGAAAGAGGAGGUGCUGAAUGAAGUCCAACCCAAGGCUCCAGCGGCUGCCUCCAUACCUGCUAGAUCGACUAUAGCACAGUCUUCAUUCUCAUGGAUGCUAGAACCGGGCGAGUCUGGACCUCCACAAACGCCUCCAAUAGGAAAAUCACCUGCAGCUCAACAAAAGAAACGUAACAAUAAUGUUAGCCGGGAAAAGAAUGCGUUUUUAUUCGGAGAAGCACCGUCCGAGUUGGAUGAAAGAGACCCUCUUAGUUCUGGCGAUAUUUUUGGGAUGGAGCCUAUGCAAACCCCGCGAGCAAAAGGGGAAUAACGAGAUAGUAUGAUAUAUUUUCAUCACGAUACAAUUCUAAUUUACCACU